UGAAGCUAUGUGGUUGGGGCUGAGUGGGUUUUUGUGAAAUUAUCAUGGCUCCGAAGAUCAACUAUUAUGGAGCCAUAUGGAUGACUUCCUCUACCUUAUGCAUUACGAUUUUAAAACCUUUGAACGUUUUCUAAACCUUGACAAGUUUUUGGACCAUAUAAAAGGAUGUAUCCACUUUAAUUAUUUGGUUUUGUGUAAUAUAUUUUUACUCUAUGCUGACUGUUUACUGAUUGGCUAACAUUUCUCAAGGUCACUUGAGAUUCGCUCAAAGGUCGUCCAUAAAUUAUGGUCUCGCCGUGAAAUCGUAUCAACCGUGUACUGGUGAAUAUUGUUCUGAAUGUUGUGUAUUAGUGCACUUAUACUGGAUUUUAUUUCUAAGCACCAGUAUUUUGACAAUCUUGCCGAUUUAUUUAGAUCGGUUUGGAGUUCUAGCCUAUCACUGUUACUAUGUUUGACCUUUCUGUGUCUUCGAAUUCGAUGUUUUUAAUCCAAGCUUGUAAUGUGCAUGUUAUUCUGAAGUUAGAAGGCUUCAUCAUAAUACCAGACUGGGAUAUGUGGAAGGUAUCUUGUUAUCUGCAAUACAGCAUCGAAACCUUUUUGGGACAUAAAGCAUCCUCUCCAAUAAAAUGUUGGAAUCUAUUUUUUUGGAGUAUGGUAGACCUUUGGCCGCGCCAAAUAUCCACUGAUUUUAAUUUAUGAACAUGUAUCAAAUAAAUUAUUGCUCUACUUCGUAUGUUGAAGACAUCCAUCACAGUUCUUUUUCCAAAAUCGUUUACUUCAUGGUUUAAUUUAAGGGCAUAUAUGUUAAUUUCAGGGCUGUAUUGGAGAUCAAGUAUGUGGUUUUGUGUAAAACAAAUACAGGCUCAUUCACUGGCCUUUAGUACACAUUUCUAGGUUGCACAGACUAAAGCGUAUUUUCAGUUCGGUGUUUACGUGUCAUGUCCUAGUGAUAAAGAUGAAAGAGUCAUCGGAAAGUAAUUCGAACCAUUCUUAAGUAUUGCUGGUUGAGUGCUCCAAAUACUUAGAUUAUCCAUGGGGAAAGUUCAUUGAUAAUUCUUCGUAGUUGAGUUGUUUCAUUUGCCUUUGUGAAACCUGCACUUUAAACUCUCAUUGUGACAAGAAAAUUGAUGUUUAAAAGGUUUCAUUUCAAUAUGGAGCAACUCAGAGCCACAAAGUUCAAUUGCAUCUCGACCUUCAUGACUAUCUAUUGCUAAAAGGAUAGUGUAAAUCAAAAGUCAUAGACUCAAACAGCUGUCUGAAUGUAUCUAAUUUUCCAACCACACCAACCCCGGAGUCCAGAAUAUUUAUUUUGGCUGUGUAGAUCACUCCUUUAUUCACUCUCUGCACGAUUGUUUACUAACUUUAAAAUACGCUUUACUAAUUAAUCUGUUGGUGUAUUGUGCCCCUAUUUUUUAUCGUUCAAUCUCCUACUGCAUAGUUUGGGAUUAUAUAUUAUUACCUGUCUUCUCUAACUUCACAAUUGUCAUUUCUGUUCUAUAACCAAUAUUGAAUAGUAAAGUUGUUCUUAUUUUAUUGAUAUUACAGCUAUUCGACAAGAGAAGAUAAAAUAUUGUGGUUCAUUUUGUCAUGACGUUCGUCAAUCUGCUGUUGAAGAAUACAGGCAGGGUUAAUUUUGUUCGAUUUUCUCCCAUAAGUCGCUCAGUAGCACUUAGUAAAUUUGAAGACAAGACCCUAGAUUAUGAUAAACUGGAACACAAUCUAAAUAUAGUGAAAAAACGACUUGGACAUCCGUUAACACUUGCCGAGAAAGUUCUGUAUUCUCAUCUCGAUAAUCCAAAAACUGCAAAUAUUGAAAGAGCUAAAAGCUAUCUCAUGCUUAGACCCGAUCGUGUUGCAAUGCAAGAUGCUACAGCACAGAUGGCUCUAUUACAAUUUAUUAGCAGUGGUCUUCCACGUGUCGCCGUACCCUCAACUGUCCAUUGUGACCAUCUUAUUGAGGCUAAAGAUGGUGCAGGAACAGAUCUUAAUCGUGCAAAUGAUACCAACAAGGAAGUUUACGAAUUUCUUGCAUCUGCAUCUGCUAAAUAUGGUAUUGGAUUUUGGAAGCCUGGAUCAGGAAUAAUUCACCAGAUUGUUUUAGAGAACUAUGCAUUUCCUGGUGCAUUAAUCAUUGGCACCGAUAGUCAUACACCCAAUGGUGGCGGACUUGGUGGUUUAUGUAUUGGUGUUGGUGGUGCAGAUGCUGUAGAUGUAAUGGCUAAUUUACCAUGGGAGUUGAAAGCCCCAUUAGUAAUUGGCGUAAAUCUAACAGGUAAAUUAUCUGGUUGGACAAGUCCAAAAGAUAUCAUAUUAAAGGUAGCUGAAAUCCUAACAGUGAAAGGUGGAACUGGAGCUAUCGUUGAAUAUUAUGGUCCUGGUGUUGAAUCGAUUUCAUGCACUGGUAUGGCUACAAUUUGUAAUAUGGGCGCUGAGAUCGGUGCUACAACUUCAAUUUUUCCAUUCAACGAUCGAAUGCUGGAUUAUUUACGUGCUACAAAUAGAGCGGAUAUGGGAGAUUUAGCUUCAAAGCAUAAGGCUUCUUUACUUACAUCAGAUGUAAAUUGUAAAUAUGAUAAAAUAAUUGAAAUAAACUUGGAUACUUUAGAACCACAUGUAAAUGGUCCAUUUACACCAGAUCUCGCACAUCCGAUUUCACAAUUGUCCAGUCAUGCAUCCAAAGCAGGUUGGCCACUGCAUAUCAGUGCUGGACUUAUCGGUUCCUGUACCAAUUCAUCUUAUGAGGAUAUGGCACGUGCUGCCAGCUUAGCUCGUCAAGCUUUAGAUAAAGGUGUUAAAAUUAAAUCACAAUUCUUUAUAACACCUGGUAGUGAACAAAUUCGUGCAACUAUUGAACGUGACGGUAUCACAAAAAUAUUUCAAUCUAUUGGUGGUGUAGUAUUAGCUAAUGCAUGUGGUCCAUGUAUUGGUCAAUGGUCUAGAAAGGAUACAAAGAAAGGUGAUAAAAAUACGAUUGUCUCAUCGUACAAUCGUAAUUUCACUGGUCGUAAUGAUGCUAAUCCAGCUACACAUGCAUUUGUUACUUCACCAGAAUUAGUCACAGCUUUAGUAUUCGGUGGCAGUUUAUCAUUUAAUCCAUUGACGGAUGAACUAACUGCAGAUGAUGGAUCAAAAUUUAAAUUUAAACCACCAACAGGUGACACACUACCGAUGAAAGGUUUUGAUCCUGGUCAAGAUACAUAUCAACCACCAGUGACAGAUACUUCCAAAAUCACAGUUAAAGUUGAUCCAUCAAGUCAACGUUUACAAUUACUUAGUCCAUUUAAGAAAUGGGAUGGUAAAGAUUUAACUGAAAUGCCAAUAUUAAUUAAAAUUAAAGGAAAAUGUACUACAGAUCAUAUUUCAGCUGCUGGUCAAUGGUUAAAAUAUCGAGGUCAUUUGGAUAAUAUUUCAAAUAAUUUGUUCAUUGGAGCUGUCAAUGAAGAGAAUAAUGAAAUGAAUAAAGUAUUACAUCGUCCAUCUGGUCAGUGGGAUACUGUUCCAAUGGUAGCUAGAAAAUAUAAGGCGGAUGGUAUCAAUUGGUGCGUCAUUGGUGAUGAGAAUUAUGGUGAAGGAAGCAGUCGGGAACACGCUGCCCUGGAGCCUAGACAUUUAGGUGGUCGUGCAAUUAUUGUGAAAAGUUUUGCACGUAUACAUGAGACAAAUUUGAAAAAACAAGGAAUGCUUCCAUUGACAUUUGCAAACCCAUCAGAUUAUGAUAAAAUUAAACCGUCAGAUAAAAUUUCCCUGUUAGAUUUGAAAAAUCUUCAACCUGGCAAACCUGUUCGUUGUGUAAUUCACCAUGAAAAUGGUAAAACUGAAGAAGUUCAAUUAUUGCAUACAUUUAAUGAGAAUCAAAUUGAAUGGUUCAAAGCUGGAAGUGCUUUAAAUCGAAUGCGUGAAUUAGGCAGUCAACAACAUUAAAUUCUGUCUAUCAUACAACGUCUUAUGCUUAUUACCUUCCUUUUGAAAUAGUUGCUAAGCAAAUUUCUAAAAAAAACUGUUUAGUUUCUUUACUUAUUCGUUUGUUUAUCUUUCUUCAAUCAACUUCGUUUUCAUUCAACCUAUACAUUUCUAUUUCUACUCUGUUUUGUAGUUAUAUAUAUCAGUUAGCUAUGUAAUUUAGUAAUCUACAAAUUACUCAUUUUUACAUUAAUUUAUUCCCUCCCAAACUAUCCCCCACUUUCUCCCCCCAUAUUGUUUUGUAUUAGUAGAGUUUGAUUGAUAAUCAGUCAAUUGUCAUUUCAGAUUUUAAGGUAGUUUUGUUACUAUUUACAUAUAUGUAUUCAUUAUUAGUUUGUAUUUUCUCAAACAAUACGUACAUGGGUCCAUACAAACAAACAUGCAUACACAUGGUGACCUAUGAAAAUUGGACUACUUGUGCAACGUAUCGUUUUUUUUCUCUCUGUUUUUCAUAGAUAGUGAAUAGUUAUGUUCAUUGUUUAAAAUAAACAAGUUGAGCUUUUGUGAAUAAAAUGUUACAUCUUAGUAACAGGAAUGGUUUUCGAAAAGUAAAUUACUCAAUCCUUUCUUUAACUUACUAAACACUUCCCAGUAAGCACGUAGAUUUGCGCGUUCGCACACAUAUGUCUUAAAUCUGCUUAUUUCAGCGUGAACUGACACGCUGUUGGUGUUGUUUACUAUAAAUUGUCUUCGAGAGUAUCACUACACGCUAUUAACAAAAAGGUAUAAUGAAAAAAGCUAUCUUGACAAGACAAUCAGAUUUAAGAGCGCAGCCAUCAGACUUUUGCGCGAAAUUCAAGUGAGGUGAUGAAUAGCCGUUUCUUAUUAAGAACGUGGUGCGAAAUUAAUAAAGCCUAGUAAAAUUUAAUCAUCAAGACAUCUAAAGUUGGAAAACAUAACAAGACUUACGAAUAAAGACGAAGUUGUGUGGCUCUUGAAAUGGUGAUGAGCGAAUUAUUACUAUUUCACAGCGAAAAUGAUAAAAAAUAAAUAGAAUUAAAAAAAACGACAUGGAAUGCGCGUAUGUGAACUUGUAGCUCAGUUCUUCCUCAAUUGUCAACAUGCGUGCAAUAUUGAACACGUUGAAGACGUUGGAUGACAUGGCACAGAACAAUUUACAACGGCACAGAUGCAUUCACUCUUCAUCUUCCCCUCGAUCUUGAAUUCCAGUAAUCCUUCACAAAUACCUUUCCAUUCUCUCCUUUCAAACUAUAUUCUCAAGUUUCAGUUCUUUUUAUCUUUACUGCUACAUUAUUUUGAUAUAUUUUGUUAUUUGUUUAUCUUUGUGUCGAUCUGGUAUGGUAACUUGAGCAGAAGCAUAUCUAAAUUAGGCUCUCUUUUGAUAAUGUCUAUUCUAAGAUAAAAAUAUUUUUAAAUAAAACGUACACCUACAAAAGUCGUCUAAUUUUUCGCUUAUAUAUCAAUAUUUUCAUCUUUUCUAUCAUAUUUAUAGUUAUGCUUACUGGUUAACAUCGAUUUCGGAAUACGGUGUUUUUUUAUUGGUUAAAAUUAAAUUGAAAUAAAAUGCUUUUUUG
Molecule: messenger RNA, 5495 nt
Organism: Schistosoma rodhaini
Lineage: Eukaryota; Metazoa; Platyhelminthes; Trematoda; Strigeidida; Schistosomatidae
Source: the annotation of a GenBank genome assembly